This is a messenger RNA of Haplochromis burtoni (Burton's mouthbrooder), 3044 nucleotides long. Its product is annotated as ras-related protein Rab-27B. Gene Ontology annotation, biological process: positive regulation of exocytosis; melanosome transport. The transcript is spliced from 6 exons. Gene Ontology annotation, cellular component: melanosome; secretory granule. Gene Ontology annotation, molecular function: GTP binding; GTPase activity. The coding region runs from base 1331 to 2044 and encodes 237 amino acids. The record is from RefSeq and is a predicted model, not a curated record. Lineage: Eukaryota; Metazoa; Chordata; Actinopteri; Cichliformes; Cichlidae.
AUAUCUUUACCGUGUGUAUAAAAUAUAUUUUCUAUCAUACAACAUAUUAUAAUGGUAGAUGUUCAUAUUAAACAUGGUCAAACCAUUUUUUGUGAGAGGCAACCAAUCUGUAUGUAGUUCACGUAAAGGAAGGGGGACUUUAAAAGGAGGGGUAUACUAAGCUUUUAAUCCUGCUUUUAACUGUUUAAGUAUAUAUAGAAAAGAUACAGAACCUGCCCAGCAAUAAAGGAGGAAAUUAACUGAUUCCAUCAAUGAUCAGUAGUUAAGCUCAAUAAUGGAAUAACUAAACUAUAACCUUAAAAAUUAGUAUGAGCAGAAAGCCUCACUUCAGACAUUACUGAUUAACCUGACAGUGCUGACAAUUGAUAUAUAUUUAAAGUUCUUUUUUUUUGUACCACAGCACAUAUAAGUGACAUAGUUUUCCUUUUUAGAAAUAAAACCUUUUAUAGAACUUAAAAACGUCUACAGGCCGCUUUGUGUUUAGAAGCAGGAUUACUUCACUGAGCCUCCAGACGUGAGGCCCGUUUUUUUUGGUUGGACCAUUUCCACUUAAAUCCACAGACUAUCCAGUGUUCAAAGAGCCCUUUUUCCUCGUAAAUAACAGCGGAAAACACAAGGGUCUGUAAACACAGCAGAAGCUGGUAUUAAACUCCUCCCUGGAUCACAUGUAGCACAGGGGAAAGGUUCAGGCUAUGCAAUGUACCAUCGAAUGAUGAUAGUGGUUAUUUAUUAAGAACAAGCGGUGCAACUUGUGAACGGAUGUUUUCAUUUUCUCCACGUAGACUGGUAAGAUUUUAAAGUUUUAAUGGUUUGUGUGUGUUGAGGGUGUAGUAUUGAUGUUUGGACUAUUUAGAAAAUUACUAAAGUAAUGUUUUGUGUUAAUCUAGUCAGUCUUUUUGUUAAUCAUUAGAGGGUUAAUUAAGCAGCAUCCUUGUCACUUGAUUGCACAGAGUAAGAUAUAGUAAUAUCUCUUUUAAUGUAGUUUUUUUUAAGUACAUAAGGGAGUAAGAAAAAUACUUUUAACUAUUUGGCAUCAUUAAAUGGGAUUUCCCAUCCUGCCUUUACUGGACUACCCCCAGCUGACAGUGUAAGCAAAGCAUUGCGAUGACAUAGUUGCGUCAUGCACUGCUGAGCUGUCUGCCCAUAGCUCUUUAAGUCAAUAAAAGGACUUCUGUGUGCCAAACAAGCUGGGUUUUGCUAAGCAAAGUUAGAGAAAACUCUGGAGAGGCAUUUGACUACUCAUGUGGAAGCCAGCUCCAGUCAUGUGCUAGUCCUUCUCUGAUCAGUGCCUAAUGAGUGGGGAGUUAUGACGUCCUGCUAAGCCUGUGUGAUGGUCCUACAGCCUCAGACUGAGAACUGCAGCUUAGGUUCGGCACUCAGCUGUACAAUGGCUAACUGGGACUAUGACUAUCUGAUCAAGCUGCUGGCUCUGGGGGACUCAGGAGUGGGAAAGACCACCUUCCUCUACAGGUACACUGACAACAAGUUCAACCGCAAAUUCACAACCACAGUGGGCAUCGACUUCAGGGAAAAGAGAGUGGUUUAUACGGGGACAGGUGUAGAUGGGGCAACUGAGAAGAACUUCAAAGUUCACCUUCAGCUCUGGGACACAGCAGGACAAGAGAGGUUCCGCAGCCUCACCACAGCUUUCUUCCGAGAUGCCAUGGGCUUCCUGUUGAUGUUUGACUUGACCAAUCAGCAAAGUUUCCUCAAUGUCAGAAACUGGAUGAGUCAGCUGCAGGCCAACGCGUACUGUGAGAGUCCAGAUGUGGUGUUGGUGGGUACCAAGGCAGACGUCAGAGACAUGAGAAGUGUUCACGCCAGGCAAGCCAGAGAUCUGGCAGACAGAUAUGGCAUCCCGUACUUUGAGACAAGUGCAGUGACGGGUGCUGAUGUGGACCUGGCGGUGACCACCCUGCUGAAUUUGGUGAUGAAGAGGAUGGAGCAGAGCACAUACGGGGGCCAAGGCUCAGAACCCAAUGGCAGCCCCGUCUCCAGCCAUGAAGUGGAGGAGGCAUCUGUGAGGAGCAGGUGUGCCUGCUGAUGUUGCAACCACCAGCUCCUCUUUUCUCUUUUACACCAUAUAUCACUGCAUUUUGAGAUCCUACCAUUUUCUCGAGAUCUACAACAGCCUGUGAAAUGAGACAUUUGAGAUCCUAAAACCAAGCAAAAUAUAAGCCCAUACUGUACAUGAAAGGAGAAGAGCUUUGGAAAGUUUCAUUUAAAGCGUUAUUAUUGUUACAGUAUAAAUUCGUCUUCUAGUGUUAUUUAUUCACACACUUUGUAUUGUCAGAAACAACAUAAAAGAAAACUGCAAAAUGAAACAACUGUAUGUCCACUUAUAAAAAACUGCAGUACUAUGUAAAAGUCUUGAACCCCUUAUUUCUUUAUAUUUUGCAUCCAAGGAGCCAAACUUUCUUAUUAUGUUGGUCUUUACUUUCUGAAGGUCAUUCAAAGUUUUUCUUUGGACACUGGCUGUUUUUAACACAUUAUCUGAAGAAUGUUUAUUUAAGCCACUUUAGCCUGACUUAUAAUCAUUCACCGGAAAAUAUGCAACUCAACAGAUGAGCCAGUAUUGUGUCUACACAUAGGAAACAACUUGGCAAAUAACCAGUCAAUACCCGUGUCUUUCAAGUUCUUUCUUUACGAUUGAAAACUCAAUUUCUUACUUUUUAAACUGCAUUUCCAUAUAUGUCUGUUUGAAAAACAUUCCUGGCCCUUAUUCCCAUUUUCAAGUAAAGUAGUGGUCCAAAGACUUACACAGCUCUGUGAACAGGUCGAAUAUUGGCUCUUUUGACAUGUUUGUACAAACACACCACAGAUAAAGAUAUGGGUUCAAACAAAUGCCCCAGAGUAAUUUUUAUAAUUCAAAAAAAUAAUUAAAAAUAUAGAUAGAUACAAAACAGAUAGAAAAAGUAAGUACACACUGAUACAUUUAUCUUUCUUUAAGUGUAAAAUUAGGUGGUUGGGUUGCUAGUGUUUUGAAGAACUUUAUGCAGUGAUAUUUAAACAUGUGGUCUGUCUUAUUUAAACCUUUGACAUCU